UUCAUUCUGAUCAUGGGUUUCUGUUCCCAAAACAUAUUUUUCCAAACUUACUCAUUUAGAAAUGUGUUCAUAUAUAAAGAUGUAAAAAUAUUUUAUGCCAUAUGUUAUAAUCACCUGGCGAACAUAGGUGAGAAAAUUAUGGGAAGUUCAUGGGAUUGGGCACUGCUUCAGGCAGCAAGAACACCUCACAAAUUCAGCAGCUGAGAAAGGUUUAAUUAUUGGCUUUCAUUCUACAUUAAUAUCAUUUCAAAGUCAUUUCUACUACUAAGUCAAAAUCUGGGAACCUAGUUUAAAAGAGGUAGUCUGUUAAAUGAAAUUAAAUCUCUUAAGGUUUCACUGUCUAGCCUGAUAAUCGCUAUGACAGCUCUAUUUUGUCAUUUGACACUGACGACCCCUUUCGAAUACUAGGAGAGUUUCAUUUUCCAAAUAAAAUUCUAACAUGCUAGUGGUUUUAUGUAGGAAAAAUUCAGCAAAAUAUCUUCAAAUCUAUACCACAGCAUAAAAUAUUGUUUUGUAUUCACUACCUUCCCUGCAUUUCUGUCUCUGUGUUUUGAUGCACUGUUGUUAUUUUCUUGGUUUCUUCCUUUCUUUGGCUUCACACUCGCUGCUCAUUUUUAAGUUGGCUCCCAGGGAACCAGCCCCUCCUCUCACGCACAGAGCUUCUCCUGGCCCAGAUAACGGAGCUCAGCAGGGGCCUAGCCAGGGGUGGCCAUCCCUGACAGCUCAGUGUCCUCCGGCAAACCCUCUGAUUCCUUUCCUGGACAACUUCUUGGAUGAAUUAGAGAAGCUUAGUGCUUUCACCUUACCAGCUGACCAAGCCGAGCCAAAUAUCUCAGAGGAGAUCACCCUUGAAAUUAAAGAGGAACCCUCAGUUCCCCUCCCAUGGCCUCCAGCAUCUGUACCGGCCAAAUCACCUUCCCCUCGGCCACCCUUACGUGGCGCAGGUGCGACCUCAACUCCAGUCCAGCCCUAUGAGACAACGCCAGUCCAGGACCCCAGAAAGACAACUCAGAACAAGUGUGCAGAUUCGACAACAAUGAGAAAAGGCUUUGCGAGCCCUGAAAAGGUGUCUGAAGUCCUAGGGGAUAAGUUUGUGGCCUCUGCACACACUAAUGUGGGUCCCUUGCCCCAAACCCUCCCUGUCAUUGGAGAGGAAGAGGAGGAACUCUGUGAGGGGCUGAUGUCAGGCAUCCGAGGAGGGCUUGAAUCUCAAGACCCAGAUGCCUCGUGGUGGGGCCAUGAUGGCCCCGAGGUGACACCAAGUCUGUACAUCAAAGAGGAGGAAGAGGAGAGGAAACCCAGCUGCUCACAAGGUGCAGUAGCCACCCUCCCAGGUCCUAGAGCCCCCAAGGAACACAGCCGUGCAGCUCACACCAAUAAGGAGAGAGAUGGACCGUCUACACCUUUCCCCAGCUGUCUGCUUCCCUCCCCUCCCUCUCCUCCUCCCUUGGCCUCGGCCUCACAGCUGGUCUCUACGCUUUCUCAGCCUGCCCAGUCCUACUCACCACCUCUCCUCCCUAAACACUCUUACCAACAGGAAAUAAGUUCACCAAAAUUAAAGGUAACUGCAUCUUGUGUGUGGUUUCUUGCAUGUCUUUAUAUGGACUUAAUUAACUUACAUGUAUGUAUUUCAAUUUGUGCCAUCUUACAAGAUCUAAAAAAGUCAUGUCAAGACUGAUUGCUAACUUUUAACAACAGCAGCAUGGCCUCUAUCCAAAAAGUUAAAAUAUAUAUUUGCAUAAGUUAAAAUAUAUAUACCCACAGGCAGGAGAAAAACAAACUAAAAUUUACGUAAGAUUUUUUUUUUAAGUUGAGCGUUAGCUGGAGAAC
This is a messenger RNA of Myotis brandtii (Brandt's bat), 1830 nucleotides long. RefSeq lists its product as uncharacterized. The record is from RefSeq and is a predicted model, not a curated record. Lineage: Eukaryota; Metazoa; Chordata; Mammalia; Chiroptera; Vespertilionidae. The transcript is spliced from 2 exons. Bases 554 to 1678 code for a protein of 374 amino acids.